Apodemus sylvaticus (European woodmouse) is the source of this 861-nucleotide messenger RNA. Its product is annotated as olfactory receptor 50-like. The coding region runs from base 1 to 861 and encodes 286 amino acids. Lineage: Eukaryota; Metazoa; Chordata; Mammalia; Rodentia; Muridae. The record is from RefSeq and is a predicted model, not a curated record. Gene Ontology annotation, biological process: G protein-coupled receptor signaling pathway. Gene Ontology annotation, cellular component: membrane. The transcript is spliced from 2 exons. Gene Ontology annotation, molecular function: G protein-coupled receptor activity; olfactory receptor activity.
AUGGGUAAUGAGAGCACUGUGUCUGAGUUCAUCCUCCUGGGACUCCCCAUUAGAGCAGAGGAUCAAGGUAUAUACUCUGCCCUCUUCCUGGCCAUGUACCUGACAACUGUGCUGGGGAACCUGCUCAUCAUCCUGCUCAUCAGGCUGGACUCUCACCUCCACACCCCCAUGUACUUCUUCCUCAGCCACUUGGCCUUCACAGACAUCUCUUUUUCCUCAGUCACAGCUCCAAAGAUGCUCAUGAAUAUGCUAAUGCACAGUCAGUCCAUCUUAUAUGCUGGGUAUGUGGCCAUCUGCCAUCCUCUGCACUAUACUACCAUCAUGAACCAGAACCUCUGUGUCCUUUUAGUAGUUGUGUCCUGGGUCUUAUCCUCUGCCAAUGCCCUUGUACACACCCUUCUCUUGGCUCGCCUAUCUCACUUUAGAAACAAUACUAUACCCCACUACUUCUGUGAACCCUCUGCUUUAUUGAACCUGUCCAGCUCAGACACCACCAUCAAUGAGAUGGUCAUCCUUCCUUUAGGUACUCUAGUCAUUACCCUGCCAUUCAUAUGUAUCCUGGUAUCUUAUGGCCGAAUUGGGGUCACCAUUCUGAGAACUCCCUCCAUCAAGGGAAUCUGCAAAGCCUUGUCCACAUGUGGUUCUCACCUCUCUGUUGUUUGUCUGUACUAUGGAGCUAUUAUUGGGCUAUACCUAGUCCCUUCAUCUAAUAACACCAAUGACAAGAAUGUCAUUGUGGCUGUGAUAUAUAGCCUGGUCACGCCCAUGGUGAAUCCCUUUAUUUAUAGUCUGAGGAAUCGGGAUAUGAAAGGAGCAUUGAGAAAUAUCCUCAACAGAAGACUGUGUUCACAAUGGUGGUAA